Mytilus trossulus (common blue mussel) is the source of this 2322-nucleotide messenger RNA. RefSeq names its product toll-like receptor 4. The record is from RefSeq and is a predicted model, not a curated record. The transcript is spliced from 2 exons. Gene Ontology annotation, molecular function: protein binding; transmembrane signaling receptor activity. NCBI's taxonomy places the organism in Eukaryota, Metazoa, Mollusca, Bivalvia, Mytilida, Mytilidae. Gene Ontology annotation, cellular component: plasma membrane. The coding region runs from base 1 to 2322 and encodes 773 amino acids. Gene Ontology annotation, biological process: inflammatory response; immune response; toll-like receptor signaling pathway.
AUGUAUACAUUAUUUAAACCGUGCGAGUUCUAUCAGAGAUGUCAGUGUAAAAGAGAUCAGGGAUCAUCUCUUUACCUUGCAGAUUGUUCAGAACUAAAUAUGACACAAAUAUUGAAGUUUCCGAAUACAAUUGUGAAACUUACACUGCGUAUUAAUAGAUUAGAGAUGAUUAACGAUGGUAUCUUCUUUGAUAACAAACUUUUGCGAUCGUUGGAUCUUUCUUUCAAUAGAAUAAACACACUUUCGCUAUCAUCUUUUAUUGGGUUAGAAAAGUUAAAAGAACUCGACCUCCAAUAUAACAACCUGAGUGAUAUUAGUUUUACACAUCAAUGGAGCGUCAAGUUGCAAAACUUAGUCUAUCUGAAUUUGAAAGGAAAUUCGUACGAUGAAUAUCAACCAGACAUAUUAUCUUUAGUGAAAUUGGAAAUUUUGAAAAUGGAUUUUGUGUUUAAAAAUACAACUAUUCUGAAUAGACAGUUUGGUGAUCUCAAAAGGCUAAAGCGUCUGGAUUUUUCUGGAUUAACAGGACAUUGUUCAGCGCCAUUUUUAACACCAAAUACAUUCAAAAAUGUACCACACGUUCGAAAUAUCAGUUUAGCUAAGUGCAAAUUAAGAUCCUUGCAGAAAGGAACUUUUAAUAUGAUGAAAAAUAUUACCUUCCUUGAUUUAUCUAAAAAUACAUGCCUAAAAUUUCAGGUGUUAGAAAACGUAUCAGCCGACCUACAGUUUUCCGCAAUAAAAUUUUUAAAAGUCAACAAAAUCCACAAAGUGUUCGACAUGAAUACAUAUUUGCAGACCACCCAUAUAAUGCAUCUGCAUAACACAUCAAUCCAAGAGCUUCAUAUGGACAGUAACCGUCUUCAGCACGUAGAACGUGGUGCUAAGAAAGUUUCUACCCAGGACGUUGAUCUAUUUAUCAGUAAAAGACAACAUGUUUUCCCUAGGACAUUACAUGAUCAAUUUGGUAGGACGCUCAUACCAAUACCAUACAAUCUUAAGACAUUAAUUUUAAGGUCAAGUGGAUCAAAACAUAACAUAACGGAAAUAGACUUGUCAAAUAGUAAGUUAGAAAGUGUUGACCUGAGCAACAAUAUUUUGACACGUUGGAUUGGCCCCUUAAGAAAUUUAAAGAAUUUGAGAUACCUAGAUCUAUCUUCAAAUUUGUACUCGAACGUUUCGACAUUUUUCUUCAGUCCAGACUUCUACAUGUUGAAAGAGUUGAUAUUAAGUAAUAAUCUACUAGGACUGGCUUUACCAUCUGAUAGUCAUGGAAACACAUUCCAACACUUGCUAAGUUUAAUGACACUUGAUUUAUCUCAAAACAGAAUAUCAAAAAUACCUAAACUGAUUUUUAAGUCUCAAAGAAAAAUGGAAUUUCUGGACCUUAGUGACAAUUUUAUCGAAAAUAUUGACUUUCAAUUAUCACAUUUGAUAAAGCUGUCAUACUUAGAUUUAAGAAAUAACUUUAUAACAUUUCUCGAUACCCAUACUAUUGUCGAGAUUAAUUUUCUAGUUGACAAGGAGAACAACCUGUCUAUUAAUAUGUUUGAGAACAAACUGGUAUGCACAUGCAAUUCCAAAAGUUUUAUAGAUUGGAUGGGAAGUGCAAGUGUGCAUAUUAUUGAUAAAAAUCAUUACUUCUGUCAAUUAUCAACAGGAAAACGUGUUCUCAUGGAAAAUAUUCCCGAAAUCUACAAAAAAUUGGAAAAAGAUUGUACAUCUUAUGAAAAGCUUACUUAUGGACUAGUUGUAACAAUUCUACUUUUUAUGAUUGUUUUGGUCAUGGGUGUUUGUUACCGAUUUCGAUGGAAGCUUAGGUAUUUGUAUUAUAUGGUCAAAAUAAGAUCUCGGAGCAAGAUAUCACAAAUUGAUAAAGAUAAAAAUGAGUAUAUGUAUGACGCCUUCGUGUCUUAUGCAGACGAGGAUCAAUUAUUUGUUCACACACAGUUACUUCAGACAGUUGAAAAAGAAAAUAAUAUUCGCUUAUGCUUACAUAAGAGAAACUUUUUACCCGGAAAUGAUAUCGCGACUAACAUUACUUCCGCUAUUCACAAUAGUCGAAAAACUGUUGUCAUUAUGACUUACCAUGAUUACUUAAAAUCAUACUGGUGUAUGUUUGAGUUUAAUAUGGCGCGAAUGGAGAGUAUCUACGAACGCAAUAACGAAAAUGUACUUUUCCUUGUGGUCUUUGAACAAAUAUCUGCUUGUGAUUUUCCUUUGCAAGUCUUGGAGGUCGUUCAAUCCCAAUCGUACAUAGAAUUCCCAAACGACGAGCAAGGGGAUGUAGUAUUUUGGCGGCAACUUGUUGCGGCAUUAGAAUAA